Messenger RNA from Oxyura jamaicensis (ruddy duck), 2187 nucleotides. It is a transcript of the gene ZDHHC23, whose product is annotated as zinc finger DHHC-type palmitoyltransferase 23. Gene Ontology annotation, molecular function: protein-cysteine S-palmitoyltransferase activity. Lineage: Eukaryota; Metazoa; Chordata; Aves; Anseriformes; Anatidae. The coding region runs from base 135 to 1376 and encodes 413 amino acids. Gene Ontology annotation, biological process: protein targeting to membrane; peptidyl-L-cysteine S-palmitoylation. The record is from RefSeq and is a predicted model, not a curated record. The transcript has 4 exons. Gene Ontology annotation, cellular component: Golgi apparatus; endoplasmic reticulum.
AGGGGGCGGGGGCGGGGCGGGCGGAGAGGUGCGGCCGCGCCCCUCCCCCCGCCCCCUCCCCUCCCGCUCCCGUCCCUCCCCUCAGGGCUGGGGCACGGCGGGGAGGGAGGGAAGGAGGCAGGGAGGCGGCCGCGAUGGAGGAGCCGCUGUGCUGCUGCGAGUACGUGGACCGGCGGGGCCGGCGGAACCACCUGGCGGCGUGCUGCUGCGACUGCCGGGAGCUGGACGAGGGCUGCGACAGGUGGCUGACCUGCAGGUCCCUGCCCCCAGGAGCUCUGGAGAGGAUCGCCGAUGACAUUGCAGACCGCUGCCGCGUCCCUUGGUUCGCAGGGGCCGUGAAGAUCAAUGUCAGCCUGGUGCCACCACUCGUGCUGCUGCCUGUCUUCCUCCACAUCGCGGCUCUGCACUUCCUGCUGGGACUGGUCAUCUUGACUUCUCUUCCCGUGGUGGUGCUGUGGUAUUACUACCUCACCCACAGGAGGAAGGAGCGGACUCUCUUCUUCUUGAGCCUGGGACUCUUCUCCUUGGGCUACAUGUACUAUGUCUUUCUGCAGGAGGUGGUUCCCCGAGGCCACGUGGGGCAUUCCCAAGUGGUGCUUCUCACCUCUGGGUUAGUUCUCAUGCUUGCAGCCUUGUCGCGAGCCAAGAAAGACCCCGGCUACCUUCCCAUCCCAGCAGGUGAUGGCAAAUCAUCGCAUCAGGAUUUUCCCAAGAACCUUCGAGGGAGCUCCAACGGGCUCCACGGAGUCGCUUUGGCAGGAGCUGCCAGCGGCCGUGCUGUGAAUGGGGAGGCCAAAGGCUACUCCAGAGCCUCAGCUGAGGGGCUAGAAGGUAUGAGAAAGGACUGGUGUGCUAAAUGCCAGCUGGUCAGGCCAGCCCGAGCGGGGCACUGUCGGCUUUGUGGCAGGUGUGUGAGGAGACUGGAUCAUCACUGUGUCUGGAUUAACAGCUGUGUAGGGGAGCAGAACCACCAAGCAUUCAUCCUUGCGCUCUCCUUCUUCAUGCUCACCUCUGUCUAUGGGAUUACGCUGACCCUGGACACCAUCUGUAGGGGACGAACCCUGUUUGUGGCGUUGUUCUACUGCCCUGGGGCCUAUUCCGACUACAGCUCUGCUCUGUCGUUCACCUGUGUGUGGUACUGUGCCAUUGUAACAGCUGGCAUGGGAUACAUCCUCCUCAUCCAGCUGUUGAACAUCAGCUUCAACGUGACCGAGAGGGAAGCUCGGCUGGCUCUGCGCGACAACACCGGGCGCAGGCUCCUGGGUGGGUUAGUGAUAGACACUGGCCAGUACAACAGGGGCUUUCUAUGCAACUGGGGCCACUUCUUGAGUCUGGGGUCUCCCCCUCCACUGCGCUCUGCUGAAGACAUCGUCUGACAGCCUUUUUUCCUGCAGAUGACGUUGACUGACUGUCUUUAGCGGGGGAACGGCCCCUUCCCCUAGAACUCCCCCCUCCACACCCUUCCUUCGUGGUCGGUGUAUGGGCUGCCCACCCUGUCACAGACAUUGGAGGCUUUCCCAGGCAGAAUGGUUCUUCGCGUGCCAUCAGCCAGCAAUAGGCUGCGGAAAGCAGUAAAGCCAUAUGCACAAACCUGGAGAGCAGGAGCCUGCUGCCUUUUUGCACUGUCGGAAGCUUCGCUUGGCUUGGCUCAGCAGGAAGAAGAAGACAAGGUUUUGAGAACUUGGCUUUUCGUUAGGCAUGAACUCUGGCAUCAAGAGGAACCUGCUGCUGGACUUCAGAGUGUGCUGGUUCCUGCUAAGGUUAAGGAAUCCCUGGCUCAUACCUACAUGCAGCAUUUUGGAGAUGUCAGGAGGGUGAGCUUUUAAUAUAGAUAACAUGCACCGCUGCAGAAGCUAGGCUCCUUGGAUAAAAGACGCUGUCCAGGCAGUCACUGAGCAGCUCCCUCCUCUCUGGCGUGUUUUUUCUUCCAUUUUCUAUUCCAUCCAGCUGUGUAUACAUGCUACUGCUUGUAUUAAGUGCCUUUGUGAGCAACAUUCCUGUAGGGCUUUGUAAGAUCCUCUCGUCUCCUGCCCUGUCUCUCUGACUGGGUGAGAAGACGCUGUCAUCUUUGAUCUCGUCAUUCUUUUUGUAAGCUGAGUUUCUGUUGGGCUGACAGCUCGUCUCAACUCCCUGAAAGUGCUUCUGCUCUGAUUAUGGAUUCUGACAUGAGACAGCAGGUAAACAUAC